Fusarium pseudograminearum CS3096 is the source of this 3864-nucleotide messenger RNA. RefSeq lists its product as uncharacterized. Gene Ontology annotation, molecular function: protein binding. Lineage: Eukaryota; Fungi; Ascomycota; Sordariomycetes; Hypocreales; Nectriaceae. The transcript has a single exon. The record is from RefSeq and is a predicted model, not a curated record. The coding region runs from base 1 to 3864 and encodes 1287 amino acids. Gene Ontology annotation, biological process: positive regulation of TOR signaling.
AUGUAUAACCGCGACUCCAGGAUCAUGCGCAAGCUCCUGGGCAAAGCUUCAACCGAGACCCCCGCAGGCGAUACCACCAAUCUCUCCAUCACGAGCGCACCCGCCUCUACCAUUGCCGCCUCGUUCCGACCAUCGAAAUCCCAAGACGCCGUAUAUAAAGCAGGAGUUCCAAUACUAGCUCUCGAUGUCUCCCCCGAUCGAAGAGCCGCUGUCCUCGGCAGCGGCCACAUUCUCAAAACCGUCGUGCUCGACGAUCCUACAAACUUCAACUUCAACUUUCGCGAGGGUGUCGAUCUGAGAGCUGUCAUCACUGCCCAACCUGCUGGUAUUAAGGGUAACCAAGCCGCUGAUCAGCUUAGUAUCCGUGAUGUCAAGUGGCAUGGUGGCUCGACAAUAUUCACAGCUUGCGCCAAUGGAAAGAUCUUCGCAUACGAUGUCAACCGAAUCGGGACCGGCGCAGGGGAGCCAUUGGAGUAUAUGCAGAUGCAGGAAGACUCACGUCAGGUUAAUACACUGGAUGUCAACCCGCAUCUCAAGAGUUGGCUGCUUUCAGGUAGUCAGGAUGGCAUGACACGAGUUUUCGACACUGCCGCGCCUAUUCAAGGCCGAUCGGGUGGCAUUACCUUUCGUCAACGCUUCGCACCGCUGAAAUGCAUCGAUUCAGUUAGACAAGUCAAAUGGUCGCCCAAAGUUGGACACGAGAUGGCCUGCUGUACCGAGGGUGGAGUAGUGCUCAAGUGGGAUGUGCGUCAACCAGGAAGGCCAUUGCUGAGGAUAAACGCGCACGAAAAGGCCUGUGCAUCUAUCGCAUGGCACCCCGACGGUAACCAUCUGAUCAGUGGUGGUCGGGACACAAAACUACAUGUCUGGGACCUCAGCAGUACAGCGGAUAAACGGCAAAAGCCUAAGUGGUCUGUUACUACACCUGCGCCGAUCUGGACUAUCGCUUGGAGGCCAGGACUAUGGUCUGCGACAGCACAGAGCAAACGUGUCGCUCAAAUAGCAGUUUCUUAUGACGAUAGCAGCUCUCGCCGCUAUGGAACUUCAGCAGUGCAUAUAUGGGACCUGGCUCGACCAACCAUGCCGUACAAAGAAAUCGAGAGAUUCGACAUUUCACCAGCGGCUCUACUGUGGCAAGAUCAGGACAUGCUUUGGACCGUUGGACAAGAUGGACAGUUCACUCAAAGCGACGUCGCAUACGCACCCAAGGUCAUUGAUCGCCAAUCCACUUCAUCUGUAGCAUUCUCACCUAAAGGUGAUGUGAUGAUGUUCCUUGACGAACGAUCCCACCAAAGCCAUCGGCCUCGGCCCCCAGUCUCACACCAUGCCGAAAUAGUACCGCGCGGACCCUAUGGCUCAAGCCCGAAUGCCCCGAUGUUGAGCAUCAGCCGUAGUGAUUCUGAGGAGGAUGUAGUGGGCAGCUUUCUCGGUCCUAGACGACGAUUAAGUCGUAGGAAAGCAGGGCGAUCCCACUUGAGCACAACACCGCCGUCUAGUUCCAGUCUUGCUGAUGACAACAAGCCGUUCCUUGCGCUCGAUCAAGCCAUUAAUGUCACAGGCCUGUUCAAGACUCAACAAACGAUGGCGUUCGGUCGUCUACCUGCCGUGAAAACAACACAGGUCUACCAGUACCUCUCAGGACUGUACCUCGAGACGCUUCAGCAAGAGCUGCCAGUCCAAGAUGGCAAGCCGCUUAACAAGAGAGUUGGAAUUAUAAUGGAACACUAUGCCCGUGCAGCCGAGAGUGUUUCUCUGUUCCGAUUGGCCCAGACAUGGCGUAUCUUGGCCUACACAGUUGGAAUACUCCUUGAUCGUCGUGCUCAAUACCACCUUGACACACGCCUUGGACGCUUCCACAGAGUUAGAAUAGAAGAGAAGAAGGGAAGUGGAUUACUGAAGCCCGUUGACCUUUAUAACGGUAGUCGAACACCUGGCGAUGAGACGCCACGACGGGCUCCCGCAAAGACAGGCAUCGGUGGCCGAACUCUCAGCGCUCGAUCUCUCCUAGCCAUGGGCUUCGAGAGCACAUCCAACGUAGCGACUCCGCUUGCACGACCGGCCGAUGCCGCAGAUAACCAAGUCGGAAGGAAGCUAGCAACCGUUUCGGAACCUGAGGAACUGAGUCUUGGGCCUGGCAUAAACGACAGGUUCGAAGACACCCCCCGACGACAUCAGGAAUCGGCUCCCGUUUCCGAUGUCAGCCCUGAACCCGAAAGCUCACAGAUAUCUAGCACCGAAGGAUACGACUUUUACGGUGCCGAAGUCUUGCUCAAGGCCGUCGACGUUCCACCUAAGAAGAAAGAACCGCUAUCGCUGGGUUCUACGAGCCCUCAAGUCCAGAAUGAGAGAGUCAUUCGUCAUGAUUCAGAAGAAAGCUUUGCGCAGAUGUUUUCCACUUCUGAUGCGACCAAGCAACCGCCUUCAGCUUCUAAGAACACUGGUCAAUGGCGGUCAAGUCUUGCAAGACAUGCUUCAGAUAUGGAUAAGGAAUAUCCAAGCCAUAUACGCGGUGAAGAGGUUCAUCCAUCACAAGACACGCCUACAGAUUCGCCUCAACCUCGCGUCAAGGAACCAACAACUGACUCACCCGACGAGGUCUUUUUAAUAUCGCAGACCACUAUGGGCACUGACGACUCAUACCCUUCUCAGACAUCGGAGCCUAUAGAGGCUGACGACAUUUCCCCAACAAAGACGGAGCCACAAUCACUUCCAACCAAGACGGAAUCCCCUCAACCACAAUUGCUAACCUCGGCCAGUCACCCUGGCCGAUCCGUUAGCCCUCUCAAGGACCUGUUUCCUGUCCACAAGGAUCUUCGACCUCAUGUUGUAGAUACAGACUUCCUCCCUUGGGAAGACGACCCUCUAUACCCAUUCCCGACCGUUACCUCAGGCGUAUCACCGGCUGUUUCGCCUCUCGAUCCAUAUAACUCUAUUGUAGAGGCCUUGCAUUACGAGUCUCGAUCUUCCGCACUAAAUGCAUCGGCCAUUGUCCUUCUACUUAAGCCUUUAGUGCCGGAAUUUGUCAUCGACCACCACCAAGCGAGCGGUGUUCUACGACAACACCACUCGCGGUUGAUGUCAAUGGGUCUCUUUAUCGAGGCAUCACUUUUACGUAAUUUGUGUGUUGAAGGAUGGCCAGAAGGUCUCGAACAAUGGGGCGACAACUACACUGCCAUUUUCACGCCAGCGCAGCAGAAUGGAAAGGUCAGUUUCUUCUGCUCCUCGUGCAAGAAACCAAGAGAACUUGACCCAAAGAAUGGUCCAGAAGGCAUCUGGACAUGCGAGCGCUGUCGCACGACAAUGGCGCCCUGUGCUGUCUGCGGUCACCGAGAGCCAACGCAAGCAGAGUUUACACCUAUUGAAGUCUCCACGGCGAUGGCAUCAUCAGGAUCAUUUCUUUCCGAGUGGUGGUACUGUCCCACUUGCGCGCACGGCGGCCAUGCCUCUUGUCUUCAAGCAUGGCACGCAUCAAUUGAUGUGCCCGACACUAGCAAUUCAGCCACAUUUAGUGAUGGCUGCUGUCCUUUAGAUGGCUGCGGCCACGCUUGUCUUCCAGGCCGAUAUCGUGGCGAAACAACAACCGCCCGUGCUGACGAGAUUGGUCGCGCGACGGUGGAGAAGACUCGUGCCAGAGAUGAGCGAGGACCAAGCAGCAGUCGUCGCUCAAGCCCGCGUCCAGGAACAGAUCGAUCUGUUAAGAGUGAUGGAAAUGAUAUACCCCAGAGUAGAGCAGUUGGUAUGGCGAGAGAUGCAUUAAAUAAUAAGACCAGUGGCGGAAUCUUGAGUUCGAGUCCUGGUAGGGUUGUUGGUACAGGAGAGAGGGAGAGGAGAAAGAGUGUCAAAUUUGCAGGUACAGAUCGUUAG